Messenger RNA from Hordeum vulgare subsp. vulgare (domesticated barley), 930 nucleotides. Its product is annotated as 17.9 kDa class I heat shock protein. Gene Ontology annotation, biological process: protein folding; response to heat; protein complex oligomerization. The record is from RefSeq and is a predicted model, not a curated record. The transcript has a single exon. NCBI's taxonomy places the organism in Eukaryota, Viridiplantae, Streptophyta, Magnoliopsida, Poales, Poaceae. Bases 203 to 679 code for a protein of 158 amino acids.
UCCAGAAGCGUGCUUUCUCCUUCUCCGCCGAAUCUUCCCCAGCCCUCUAUAAAUUCUUCUCCGUCCCGAUCGGCAGAAACCCAAGAAAGACUGAAGAAAGAAGCACCGAUCAAGAGCCCCCAGAAAUCAAUCCCUCGCCCUUCCGCUUCCAACACCAUCCAAAUCGUCGAUUCAUUCCACCAACCCGAGUACCCGAUCGACAAUGUCGCUGAUCCGUCGCAGCAACGUGUUCGACCCCUUCUCCCUCGACUUCUUCGACCCCUUCGACGGCUUCCCCUUCGGCUCCGGCAGCAGCAACAGCGGCGGCAGCCUCGUCCCGCGCACCUCCUCUGACACGGCGGCCUUCGCGGGGGCGCGCAUCGACUGGAAGGAGACCCCCGAGGCGCACGUGUUCAAGGCGGACGUGCCGGGGCUGAAGAAGGAGGAGGUGAAGGUGGAGGUGGAGGACGGCAACAUCCUCCAGAUCAGCGGCGAGAGGAACAAGGAGCAGGAGGAGAAGACGGACACCUGGCACAGGGUGGAGCGCAGCAGCGGCAAGUUCCUGCGCAGGUUCAGGCUCCCGGAGAACGCCAAGGCGGAGCAGGUGAAGGCGUCCAUGGAGAACGGCGUGCUCACCGUCACCGUGCCCAAAGAGGAGGCCAAGAAGCCCGAGGUCAAGUCCAUCCAGAUCUCCGGCUAGGCGUCGGCGUGCUCGCUGCGCCAUGAGAUGGACUGGCGACUGCAGAGUGCAGAGCAGUGGUCGUCGUGAUGAAAUAAAAUGAAAUCAGAGUCCGGCCGUCUGUGUUUGCGCGGUAGUGUUGUGUGCGAAUGGUGCGAUGUUGCAGCCAGUGUUUUGAGUCUCUCGUGUCUGUGUUUCCAGUCCAGUUUGUUCGUCAGUCUGUACUAUGUACUCCAUCAGCAACUGAGUAAAUCUAUUGCCUUCUCUGCUAA